Molecule: messenger RNA, 735 nt
Organism: Geosmithia morbida
Lineage: Eukaryota; Fungi; Ascomycota; Sordariomycetes; Hypocreales; Bionectriaceae
Product: Protein of unknown function (DUF1168)
Exons: 1
Coding region: 1-735 (244 amino acids)
Biological process (GO): negative regulation of protein kinase activity
Cellular component (GO): nucleolus
Molecular function (GO): protein kinase binding; double-stranded RNA binding; protein kinase inhibitor activity
Source: RefSeq, a predicted model, not a curated record
AUGUCCGGCGAAGGCCCCGAGUCAAUCCCCACGUCCGCGGACCGCCGCUCCCACCGUCCGACCAAGAAGCGCGCCCUGACACCGCUAUCCGCCCAAGCCGCCUCUCUAGACGCCCUGUUCGCCAAGCCGGACCAGGAGAUCCGCAUCCCGCCAUCUUCCAGCGGCGGUGCCGCCACCGCGGUGGGCGGUUUCCGACGUCCGCCCCCGCCGGAAGUCGUGACCAACGUCCAGGGGUCCAGCGCCGGUGCCGGCAGCGGCGAGUUCCACGUCUACAAGGCCGCGCGCAGGCGGGAGUAUGAGCGCCUGCGAGAGAUGGACAACGAGGUGCUGCGCGAGAAGGAGGCCGCCGAGUUCGAGCGCAGGAGGGACGAGAUGGAGCGCAGGGACGAGGAGAAGACGCGCAAGAAUCGCGAGAAGAGGGAGAGGAUGAAGGCUAGGAAGCAGAAGGGGGGGGGUGGCAGUAAGAAGACACAGCAGCAGCCAUCGGACAAGGACAGGACGACGGCCACGACGGCCACGACGGCCACGACGACCGGCCCCAACGGAGGAGCCGAGCCGAUACAGUCGCCAGGACCAGCAGCAGACGUUGCAGCCGCAGCAUCAGAACUGGCAACACAACCUAAGAGAGAAAGAGAUUCUGCCGAGUCGACGGGCCAGAAAGACGACAAGACGGAUGAGCAUGAUGCCUCUCCCGUGAAACCUGCUACCGGCCUCAUCAUCCACGACGAUGACUAG